CAACACAUCGAUCCCGCGUCAGCCGCUGUCAGUUGGGCCAACAUGGCGGUGGACUUCACGGCCAUUUUCAAAAUUCUCGUCCUGGGCGACAGCAAUGUGGGCAAGACGUGUAUCGUUCACCGAUUCUGCGACGAGCGCUUCUACGACACGUAUAUAUCCACAAUCGGCAUCGACUUCAAGCAGAAGAUAAUCAACCUCGACGGGGUGCCGGUGAAGCUACAAAUAUGGGACACGGCGGGCCAGGAGCGGUUCCGCACCCUGACCACGGCCUACUACCGCGGAGCCAUGGGCAUUUUAAUUAUGUACGACGUCACAAACAUGGACUCGUUCAACCACCUGUCCUACUGGUUCAGGAAUAUCGAAGAGAACGCGUCACCCGAAGUGGUCAAAGUCCUGGUGGGCAACAAGUGUGACGCGACGCACGCCCGUCAAGUGGAGAAGGACCGGGGAGAGAAGAUGGCGGAGAGUUUCGACAUCCCGUUCUACGAGUGCAGCUGCAAGCAGAACGUCAACAUCCAGGAGGCCUUCGUCACCCUCGCCAGGAAAAUCCGCGAACAGAGGGAGCAGAGGGUGAUCGUCACUCCACUACCGGGCAAGUUCGAAGACAGCGACCGGCUGCAGUGGGAGAAAGCCGACCUGAACCAGAACAGGCAGCCGCCGUCGGCGCAGUACCGCUGCAACUGCUGAGUGACGCCCUCCAUGGAUUGCAGCCGUUCUUCCCUUGUCGUCGUCGUCGCCGCAGCAGCAGCAGCGUCACCGAUGCCCGACUUAAUUUAUUUCCGCAUCCCCGCCGCCGCCGCCGCCUGCCGCGUUUUCCACUGCGUGCUUCGAAGCGGACCUUGGACUAAACGCGGGGACCCGACGCUGACGCCGAGAGAGGGGAGAGGGCAACAAGGAGGAUCGGCUUAUCACUGCGUCGCCCCCCCAAGAAGUGCAACGCGACGCCCUUUUGGUUCCCACACUGGCGCAAUGUGCUACACGCCGCAAGGACGAUCCUGGAAAACGGAGAGAGCUCGGGCCGCGGCACCGCGAAUGCGCGUUCACAUGUGCGCGUUUACGCUUGACUUUUUUUUUUUUAGUUCCGUAAGCGUGGAGAAGCCGGUACACAUUGUGCCCCCUGUGUAAUAUUGACGAGCUUGUUGUAACGAAACUUUGAAGUAAGGAUGUUCGAAUGGCCAAAUUGCCGUAAUGCCGGAGAUAUACUGAACGCGGAACCGAAUGCCGAGUUGUGUUCUAUCUCUAAAUGAAGAGAAAGCGACAUGGAGUGAAAAUACGAAAUCGAAAAUGUUGCAACUAUUCUAUGCGCCUAGAAGUUGAUUCAAUUGAGCAGCUUUGAGAUGAGCAAUAAGUUAAACCUUAUUACAUUUCCUGGUUGGCACAAGGGAAACUUUGUGACCACUGGACGAUAUUCAUGUUUUUAUUUUUAUUUUUUAAUGUUACUUGCGCUCUAUAGUCGGCCAUAGUCGAAUAUUUGGAAAAAUUGAACAUCAUAAUAUUGAAUCGAAUGUACCACGUUUGCGAACAUAAGUAUUCAAUUCGUUUCUGAAAUUUUUCAGAUAUUUGCGCGCCCUUGCUCUGAAGUGAGAAUCACAUGGGAGUUUUCUGACGUAUUUUCUACGUGCCGCUGGCAUGGGUUUGUUUCACGCCAUGACGUCAUACGCGCUGCAAUCGGAAUAAAAAAAGCGUUCCGCGUGGCCGCCGCUAUAAUUGACAACCAAGCAAGACACAGUUAAGUCCUUAUUAUACAGGAACAUACUUAUACACGUUAGAGAAAAAAAGUUUGAGAAAAAAUGAUUAUAAUUACAGUUACUUCACUAAACAUGUAAUUGGUUACAGUUGCCAAUUACUUGCCCAAGAAAGUAAUUGAGGAAAUACUCAAAAGCAAAUCGAUUACAUUUGCGUUACUUUCCGCAAAACCUUUUAACAACGCUGCACAGGCAACGGAAACAGAACGAGCUGGCUUGCAGGCACAAUCAAUGCGUGCUCUGCAGCCCUUCAUACAUUGCGUAGCUUUACUAACAAUUGCUUUUCUAAAGUUUCAUCGGUCAUCGUCUCUCGUUUUCUUUUUUUGUUCAUGAAAACAUUAUCGGCGACCCUGAAAACGCUUGGUGUGCGCGCUGGGGAUUAGGGCGGUGUUGCAGCCUACGGAAAUCGUGCGAACAAGACUGUCCUUAGUCAUCCGGGUCCCCUGUGAAGCGCAGCACUUCGCCUUUGCUCGGCUUUGAAAAAGAUGCUCCUGUUUGGGCCAAUGAAAACCUGUAACAAUCGUCCGUAGGUGAUACCCUGGCGUUAAGGUCUUAAGGGGCGGUCGCUAUUGAGACAUUCCAGCACCGGUUCAAUUGGUCGACCAACAUCUGGUGGAUCGUUAUCAUGAAACAAAUAUUGAGUUCCAGGGAAUUCCUGUCUGAAUUGGCUGCUGCAUAACCCUCACCUCCCCCCCCCCCCCCCCAAAUACACACAUGCCUUCAACACGCACACAAACACACCAAGUUUGGGAGCGUCAGUAGUACUACAGAUUGAUUUUUAUUUGUUUAUUCGAUGGUAUUGGAGAUGCUCUAAACUUUCGACACCGGCUUUUGGGCAACAUUUGAUUGUCACAAGAAGGGACGGAAAUGUCAUGAAGUGACAGGGAAGAAAAUACGAACGUUUUAGCCCCUACGCUCUUGACGCGUUAAGACACUUGCUUUACAAUGCGUACAAAAAUGUACAGCAUCGUAACGAAGUGUCAAGCAGCAACACCAGUCACCUGCUCGGUGGACUUUGUACGCUUCUUUUUUUUUUUUUUUAAUGCGAGGAUAAAUGCCUCAUGGCAUACAAGGGUAUGGGAUGGGGGUGAAUAAGGAUGAUUAAAUGAAUGAAAAAAGAUUUGCUGACUUGGCAGAAGUACGCGUGCUUCCGAGUGCAUGUGCGCAUGAAGGACUAGACGUCACGUUCUUCCAAACGAAGUCGGCGGUGUGCGGGUCCUCGCUGAACCAUCUGAUCAUGGUUGAAAGACCUUGGCUGCCUGCUUUAGCCUCUUCCUUGGAAGCUGAUCCCACGGACACGUCUCACGGAACUACGUUGGCCUUGGCGUUGUGCUCGCAAGAGGCGGAAUGACAGUUUGCGUUAGGCCGCGUAUAACUCCGUAAUCAUUCGGCGCUCUUCACCUCUGGUCACGUCGAGCCUCCUUUGCGGCACAGCAUAUGCAUCAACGUUGUUUACGUGUUCUCAAUAGAUCAUAACGGACUACACUAUAGGCGCGCUGCUGAGUGUCUGUGCAUGGUUUCUAUCAAGCAUUAUGAUUACAGUGCAGUGGCAUUUAGAAGAUUAAUAGCAGGGGGUGCAAAAAAACGAAAUAAUAUAUGUUCAAUAUGUAGACGAUUGUAUAGACCCAACAUGGAAGGCAUGUGGUUCAGUCGCACUUCGGUAUCAAUGGCUUCCCUCAGGCAAGACUUAUGAAUCGAAAGUGUUCACUCCAGAGGCGUCUUUAGAGAAUGUUGUUGCUUGCUAAACAUUAUAAGGUAUUUGGCUCUUCUGCAUGCACUCAACCGCAGCGCACGCUGUUAUAGUUUCCUUGUCAGCAGAAAGCAAGAUUUCCACCGUUAACUGCAGUAAGCUUGUAAUUCCUAUAGUUACCACCGCGUAGGCAAAGUGCUCGAAAGGGAAGCGAUCACGCACAGAAUCUUACGACCAAGCAAAUGGCAUUGCUUUAUGGCGUAUACGGAAUCAAAUCAGCAGCGCACAAUAGGGACCCGGUUGCAACGAAAAAAACGAGAAGGCUUCCCUUAGACCGACACGCUUAUUCGUAAGGACUACAACGCCGACGACAUGAAGGGUGACGCACACGCCGUUUUGCGCUAACGUCCACCUUCGUUCGUGCACCGUCGGCAAUUAAUUUGCCGGCCAAAGAAGAACAGUGGAAGUCUGCAGGCUAGAGCUCAGCUAUGGCAGCGCGUUCGGAGCAUAACGCUGCCGCCAUCGCCACUUAGCAAGCCCCACAAAAGUAGCUCAUAACGUUGCGUUCCCGGCUAAAGUAUAAGCAUGGCCAAAUUACUCAAAUGGCGGAAAGCUCAAAGUGGACGGAGGGACAGUUGUCGCUGCUCACGCAAGCCGACAACUCUCUAAGUAAUCAACGAGCAACUUGGAGUUCUCGCAAAUAACGCUUAUAACUGGCCUUGUCGUGAUUCCGCAGAAUAGUUGUUGUUGAAAACGUUUACUUAACCGGAGGAGGCGCAUCUGUGCCACGCGCGAGAUACAACGUGGCGCUGACAAUGUGUACCGUAAAGUUUGUUAUAUACCUGACGUUUUUCGGUGUGGACCACUUCUUGUACAAAGUGUGAUACUGUUUGCGUACAAUAUGCCUGAAAAAAAAAUAACAAAAAGCGAUGUGUUCAGAGAGCCGCGAGCCCAUGUUGAAGACUCCCAGCGACGAUGUAAGGAGCGCAUUCGCGGGCACAGGGAAUGCACUGCGGCCGCGAUAGUCAAAGAUUGUAAAUACGUUUGCGAAUCUGUUUACGAGAUUUUGUUGAAGAAAUAGGCGAUUCGUGUUUUCCAGGCGCAUAUUCUGCUUUCUUAUGAUGCUACACGUAAAAUAAAACUCGAACCGAACUGAGCUUUCGCUACGCUAAAAGUGUUGCUUUGAUAUUGUGCCAAGAGCCCGUAUGAUUAGUCUUUUCCCGAUGGCUGUUUCUUAACAACGAGCUUCUACUGGCGAGGAGACAAGGUGACAUUUAAGUCGCAUUUGCGAGCUUUUACGGCGUUGGAGCAAAGCUCCACCUCUAGCUCGUUACAAUUAAUUUAAGGGAACCGUUUUAAAUAUAGGAGCAGACUAAUACUACGGCCUCUUGCGAAACGCGCUGGUCCUGCAAGUCUUUGUACAGUCGUGAAUUAAGCGGUAACGCAACUUCUGUUUACCCUGCUGCAUUUGAUGGUGUUCACUGUGACACUAAGCACCACUAAGCGGCGGUGUGUUCGCAGGAAGUUUAAAAUACAGGUAAAAAGAAAACGGUGCUAUAGUGCACUGUGUAGGCGCACAGGUUUUUAUCUUUUGUGCUAAAACAAGUAGUGAAUCUGCCGUAGUAUGCACUGAAUGCUGGAAGGUAUGACAUUGUUAACUGUCACUUUAUAAUCGCCCUGUAUAUUCAAGGAGAUCCGUGCAUGCAGAAAAAAAGACUUGCCGGAUAAAAUCUUGAUUCUUUAUUGCUCUACUGACCAUGCACGAUGUAAGUGCUUGAAUAUAGCGAAAAAAAAAACUCGCUUUUUCAUGUUGUAUAAAGACUGUUGUUCAUGCCGGGGCAACUUCCACCCCAGUCGACAACAAAGAACAUUACCAAAUGACUGUACACGAUUCUUUAUCGUGGAAAACUUUCUAUUUACCAUGUGUUUUGUAUUUCUGGGGGGGGGGGGGGGGGGGCAUAGAACUUGUUCCAAAGUUUGCCUGAUUACUUUAAUUCUGUCUUUCGCCGUACACCUAGCGAGUAAACUCAUUGCUACGGUUCACCCGAGCGUAAAGAGAACAUGGUGACAGCAUGUCUUUUUCUUCUUUUUUUCCCCUCUGUGUGAUUCAGUUAUUCUGUUUACAACAUUUUAUACUGGUUGUACCAGUGAGCCGAAAUUUAAUGUGAUCUCUCCAGUGAAUAAAGAAUUCAAUAUCUGCAACAAUCGA
This is a messenger RNA of Dermacentor albipictus, 5644 nucleotides long. RefSeq names its product ras-related protein Rab-8A-like. Lineage: Eukaryota; Metazoa; Arthropoda; Arachnida; Ixodida; Ixodidae. The record is from RefSeq and is a predicted model, not a curated record. Gene Ontology annotation, molecular function: GTPase activity; GTP binding.